Messenger RNA from Girardinichthys multiradiatus, 4977 nucleotides. RefSeq names its product importin-13-like. Gene Ontology annotation, biological process: protein import into nucleus. Lineage: Eukaryota; Metazoa; Chordata; Actinopteri; Cyprinodontiformes; Goodeidae. The record is from RefSeq and is a predicted model, not a curated record. Gene Ontology annotation, cellular component: nuclear membrane; cytoplasm. Bases 16 to 3045 code for a protein of 1009 amino acids. The transcript has 23 exons. Gene Ontology annotation, molecular function: small GTPase binding.
AUUUGGGUGGUCCCAAUGUUUCGAAUACGAUAUUUCCUAAAGUUCUUGAAUGCAGCAAAAAAAGCUCCUGGUGACGGAGAGAAAGAGAAGCGGCAGGGAGGGAGCUGUCAACAUCGUCUCAUACCGUCUCUGGACAUAAAGCUCCGUGUCCGCGGAGAUAUGGAGACGCCGGGGAGAAUAGUAACCACACCGGACGCUCUGGACUUCACCGUGGAGAACGUAGAGAAGGCUCUUCAUCAGUUAUAUUAUGAUCCAAACAUAGAAAACAAGAAUCUGGCCCAGAAAUGGCUGAUGCAAGCUCAGGUUUCACCUCAGGCCUGGCAGUUUUGCUGGGUCCUACUCAGCCCAGAUAAGGUGCCUGAGAUUCAGUACUUCGGGGCUAGCGCACUUCACACCAAAAUCUCUAGGUACUGGUCGGACAUCCCAACAGACCAGUAUGAGUCCCUGAAGAGCCAGUUGUUCUCCCAGAUAGCCUGCUUCUCCUCCGGCUCCAAGAUGGUUCUCACCCGGCUGUGUGUGGCACUGGCCUCUUUGGCACUCAACACGAUGCCUGAUGCCUGGCCUGGCGCUGUGGCAGAAAUGGUCCGGGUAUUUCAGGAGGAGGGGGGAGGGGUGGAUGGUCGGGCACGUUGCCUGGCUUUACUGGAACUGCUCACUGUGCUGCCCGAGGAGUUCCAGACCAGCCGCCUGCCGCAGUACCGAAAGGGACAGGUACGGGGGGCUCUGGGUCGAGAGUGGGGGUCGGUCUGUCCCUUACUGCAACAACUGCUUCGACGAACAGACAGCCCCGGGGCGGUUAAAGCCCGCGUGCUGCGCUGCCUGUCAUCAUGGGUGCUGCUGGAUGUGCCCCUCAACGAGAGCGAAGGCCUAGUGCAUGACUGCUUCAGCGCCCUGUCUGACCUGGAGCUCUUUGACACAGCAGUAGAGGCUAUAGUCAACGCCAUUUCUCAACCGGACUCCCAAAGAUAUGUGAACACAUUACUGAAACUGGUUCCCCAAGUGCUGGCCCUCCACGAUCAGCUCAGGGAGGCUGUGCAGAAUGGAGACAUGGAGACAUGCCAUGGAAUCUGCAGGAUCGCUGUAACACUGGGAGAGAACCACUCCAGGACAUUGUUGGAGCAGGUGGAUCACUGGCAGAGCUUCCUGGCUUUAGUCAACAUGAUCAUGUUUUGUACAGGCAUCCCUGGCCAUUAUCCAGUCAAUGAGACCACUAGCUCCCUUACACUUACCUUCUGGUACACACUACAGGAUGAAAUCAUGUCAUUUGAGUCAGAUAAACAGGCCGUGUACCUCCAGGUCUACAGGCCAGUGUACUUCCAGUUGGUAGAUGUGCUGCUUCACAAAGCCCAGUUCCCCUCUGACCAGGAAUAUGCAUCCUGGUCCUCAGAUGAAAAGGAGCAGUUCAGGAUUUACAGGGUGGAUAUCUCAGACACGCUCAUGUACGUGUACGAGAUGCUGGGAGCAGAGCUGCUGAGUAACCUGUACGAUAAACUAGGGAGACUGUUGACAAACACAGAACAGCCGACAUCAUGGCAGCACACAGAAGCUUUGCUGUACGGCUUCCAGUCCAUCGCAGAGACGAUAGAUGUGAAUUAUUCCGACGUCAUCCCAGGCUUGAUAGGACUCAUCCCUCGAAUCAACAUCAACAAUGUUCAGUUAGCCGACACUGUCAUGUUCACGAUAGGUGCUCUGGCUGAAUGGUUAGCAGACCACCCAGUGAUGCUCAGCAGUGUCCUGCCUUUGGUUUUACAAGCGUUAGGAAACCCAGACCUUUCUGUAUCCUCUGUCUCAACCUUAAAGAAAAUCUGUAGGGAAUGCAAAUACGACCUACCACCCUACGCAACUAACAUCGUAGCAGUUUCUCAGGAGGUGCUUAUAAAACAGAUCCACAAGACCAGUCAGUGUAUGUGGCUGAUGCAGGCUCUGGGAUUCCUGCUUUCCGCUCUGCCUGUGGAGGACAUCUUGAGAAACCUUCAUUCCCUCAUCACCCCCUACAUUCAGCAACUAGAGAAGCUAGCUGAUGAGACGCCUAAUCCCUCCAACAAACUGGCAAUAAUUCACAUCUUGGGGCUGCUGUCCAACUUGUUCACUACGCUCGACAUUAGCAAGCAGGACGACGAGUCGGCUGACGGCUCUGCGCCACCUGUCAAAGCAACCCCACCCCCUCCUGGACCAAAUCCGGUGGUGGUCGUUUUGCAACAAGUUUUUGCACUCAUACAAAAAGUUCUGAGCAAGUGGCUCAAUGACUCGCAGGUUGUAGAGGCGGUGUGUGCCAUCUUCGAGAAGUCUGUGAAGACCCUCCUGCAUGAUUUUGCCCCCAUGGUGUCUCAGCUAAGUGAGAUGCUUGGCCAGAUGUACAGUACAAUUCCCCAGGCAUCAGCUCUUGACCUAACACGACAGAUGGUGCAUAUCUUCGCCAGUGAGACAGACCACUUCCCACCAAUCAAGGCUCUGUUUGAGCUGGUUACCUCGGUAACACUGUCCAUCUUCCAGCAAGGACCCAGGGAUCAUCCUGAUAUUGUUGAUUCAUUUAUGCAACUCCAAGCUCAGGCCCUCAAACGGAAGCCCGACUUGUUCUUGUCUGAGAGUCUUGAUGUGAAAGCAGUGUUCCACUGUGGAAUUCUGUCUCUUAAAUUUCCUGAGGCCCCAACAGUCAAGUCGACGUGCCAGUACUUUACUGAGCUGCUGCCGCACUGCUCGGACGUACCUCCAUUAGCCAGGGUGGUACAGGAGGAUGGCAAGCUGUUGGUGCAAGCUGUAUUGGAGGGCAUCGGUGGUGGAGCAUCCCGGAGUCUAAUGGACCAGUUUGCUGAAGUGCUGUUCAGUCUAAAUAAGCACUGCUUUUCUCUGCUCACUGUGUGGUUGAAAGAGGCACUGCAGCCUCCGGGUUUCCCGUCGUCACGCAUCACGACUGAGCAAAAAGACAACUUCUCACAGCAGAUACUCAGAGAGCGAGUAAACAAGAGAAGAGUGAAGGACAUAGUGAAAGAGUUCACGCUACUGUGCAGAGGUCUGCACGGCACAGAGUACGCUGCUGAAUACUGAAUCACUGCCCCACGACCUCCCAGCUAAUCAUAACCUUCGUCCUCAGUGCAAAUAUCCGGAUGCCACAGCAACAAAGUUCUUUCAAAGUCCAUAAAGACGUUGAGAAAUGAUUGUAACUAUAAUCCAUCGAGUUGUAGGACAAGACAUGGUUCCCAUUCCAGCACAGAGCUGCCAUCGGAUCAGUGGACAAACUUCAACUCCCAGCAGGCCUCAGAGAGGGCCUCCUCUUUGCUGCAUUGAUUCUUUUCACUGUUAUAAGAUUGAUUGCCUCUCCCUCCUCUCUUUUCUCCUUCAAAGGUCAUUUUGUUGGAAGGAUUUUAGCAGCCCACCCAGCAUGCUGCCUAAUGCCUCCUAUCUCUGGCUUGUUCUGCCUUUCUAGAUCUUCCUGUGGUUCACUAGGUUUGUUUGCUGGUGAUUAGCAUCUAUAUGAAAUGGUAGUGGUAUCGUACGUAGCUACUUGACAUUAUUUUUCAAAGUAAACCAAGUUAAUUAUAUAAAUGUAUAUGUAAAUACAAAUGGAAGGUUUCAGUCCUGCUGCUACUGCUGCUAAUGGGAUAAAAAGCAGCAAUGUUUAGGGGGUAAUUCUGCAGGAAGUUAGUACAAUAUUUGCUCCAGCUCAUGCCCCUCUGAUCUCUGCAUUUGCCAAAUUAUAUUAAUUGUUUUGUGACUUUCUAUUUCUUUUAUUAAAUGCCUUUCAUGGGGUGUGAGUAGGCAAGGGAAGCUGAAGACCACAAUGCUUGGACUUUAUACAGUCAAAUAACUCAACAAGCCCUCUUUAUAAGGGGCUGUACCUCAUAUAUGUAUAAUCCUAUCUAGUGACACUGCAGUGUCCUCCUUUACCCUGAAGUAAAGCAGGACUGCUGAAAACGAUGGCAGGAGCGAAAACGGAUCCCAGUAACCGGCACCAUGAUGGAAGCUGCUAAGAAGGGAACUAGGCAUUUCUGACAAUGGGCUGCUUAGUUGCUGUAAUCGUGCAAAAAUAUUUAUCCAAGUUGUGCAUAUUAACAGUUAAAGCUGAGCACUUGCGUAUUUGAGUAUACGAAUGUGUUCAUAUCUGUGUGUACGAGAGGUUUGCACAUAUGUAUCUUUUCCCCCACUUGUUCAGUGCACUUAUAUUGGACCUAUGGUACAAAUGCAUCAUUUUCAUCUUUUAUUAUAAGAGCCCGUUUUAUUCUUCAAACCAUGUUCACUCAGGCAACCCUCUUCAGAAAGACUGACCCAGAACAUCUAGCAUGUCGCGGACUCUGCAGCCAUCCCUCAUCUGUAUCGCCUCUUUUUUUCAAAUCAGACUCAUCCAUGUUAUUUUCACCAAGCACUGCAAUGAACAAAUGCUUCUGAACAAGCUACCCAGAAUCCUCUGGGUCACUGCCUUGGAGAGGGUUGAGAAGCAUCAGAGAGCCGAGCACCACAACAUAAGAUCCCUGAAAGAGAAGUUUCUUCACGCCGACAUUCUGUGCUCAUCCUUUACGCUUGUGAUGCUACGGCUGUAAAUUACACUUUUUGUCAAUCAGCAGCACUCGGCAUCAGAACGUACCUUGUGAUCUCUGAUAAAACUUUUAUCUCAGUAUAAUCCUUCUGUCUUAUCCGAGGUGCCUGCAGACAUGUAGCAUGUAUGUGUUUUGGGGUGGGAGGGGGUUCUUGGGGCUAAUUUACAGGGUGUGGGUUAAUCUGCAACAAUGGGUGAAGACAGAGACCCAAGGCAGGAAUCACUUUUGAUGCAAGCCGCUUCGCUUUAAUCCAGUAAGUACCGUGGACGUCUUGUCGUUCAACAUUGAUCCCUGGUUGUUUUGCGCUCUUGGUCUGAAGUGAGAGAAGGGGCGGUGUUUAUCACAGUUGUAGGCGGAUGAGGGGUGGAAGGAAUAAAAUGUACAGUAGUCUUUUUGUACCUUGGCUUUAAUUUAUUAAAUAUAUCUGAGACUGCAGCUAUUAACA